Messenger RNA from Naumovozyma castellii, 1557 nucleotides. RefSeq lists its product as uncharacterized. NCBI's taxonomy places the organism in Eukaryota, Fungi, Ascomycota, Saccharomycetes, Saccharomycetales, Saccharomycetaceae. The coding region runs from base 1 to 1557 and encodes 518 amino acids. The record is from RefSeq and is a predicted model, not a curated record. The transcript has a single exon.
AUGAAAGUGUUGAAACCAGAAGACCAACUAGAUUCCGAAUGGCUUUGGCAAUAUGAUGAUGGUGAGAAGGAGAUAAACGUGUUCGAUGCUCCUGAUAAACUAUACAUGACGUUCGGAGUAUUUUAUUUGGAUAGGCUGGCUACUGAUACAGAACUUUCAUUACUUUUAGUUACUGAAGAGCUUACAAAGUUAGUGCAAGAAUGGCAGAGCCGAUACCCCUGGUCUGAAUUCCAAGGUAUUUCAAUGAAUAUACGGACAACAGAGGACAAUGUACCUUAUACGUUUGGACAAAUUUGUGUGGAGGAUAACGUUCAUGAUGAAGAGCUUCUAAUGACUAAUCUAUUAUAUGAGUUCUCAAGUAAAAUGGGACCUCAAGUUUUUAUCAAAAUUAGUGAUACAGAGGGUGACUUCAUAUUAUCUGAGAUUCAUGAUUUUAUACCUGAAGAGUACGAAUAUCCAAUUCCGAACAAUAGAUUUUGGCUUCAUGAAGGAAAAUUCAAGAUGAUACCAACAUAUUUUUAUGAUGGCAGGGGAUUAAAAAAGGGAGAGGCAUUGGAUUUUCUACGAAAGGCAUACUUUAAAUUGAUUGAACUCGAGUCACUAAAUGUUGGGAUAAAGAGCAAAAUUUUAGAUAACUUUCCAAACGGUAUUUUAGAUAAUCUGGUAAAGUUGCCUUUAAAGAUAGAAUCUCAAGAAUUUUAUGAUAUACUGACGGAAAACCCCCAACUAAUUAGUUUUCUCAUCAAGAACCUAAUACAUCCAGUCGAGGAAAACGAAGAUGUUGACUUUCAACUCGAAAAAGAAGAUGAACAGGACAAUUGUCGCCAGUUGGAACUACUUGUUCCAAGAAAUCAUUGCGAUUUACUUUCUCUUUAUCUCGAUACUCAGAAUCUAAAGACUGACAUAGAUAAGAUCCCAUUACACAGCAGUAGAGCCCUAUUCCACGUAUUUCAAUAUUUGGUGGAAAAGAAGACGUUAGAGGUGGUGGAGUCUGAAAGAACCAGAGAGUCUGAGGAAAAGUUAACCCAAGAAAGUGUAUUAAAUUUUUUCAACUUUGAACAGGCUUCUUUAGAAGCUAAAUUCCAAGCAAAUACAGAUGUCGAACCUACCGAGGAGUUGAUGGAUAAGUUAACUGCCUUUUUUGGAGAGAGUGAUAAAAUUGAUAUAACUAAUGAAGAUGUGUUUAAGAAAAAUAAUGAAGAAGCUUUAAAUGAGGAAGGUAUCGAUUCUCAAGCUAAGAAUUACUUUCAGGAACAAAAUGUUGAUAUCGAUGAAGAUGAUUUCUUUGAAUAUUUCCUAAAGGGGGCCUUGAAAUUAAAGGGAGAGAAAAUAGAGGAAUUUCGUCGACAUCCUAGCAUAAUUACAACUGAACAUCCAGAGAAAGAUGAAAUAGAUAUUGAUGUCGAAAAUGAAUUUGAGGAGAUGUUUCCUGAUAUGCAAUCGAAGGAGAACGUUCCAGAUUCCUUAAAUGAGCUAUUUAAAUCCCUCUCUGUUGAUGGUGCUCCAACAGGUCCAUUUCAAAGUCUAUUAAGGAAUUUGAAGAAUGAAACAAAGUAA